CGUGGUUACACGAGGACCUGGCGGACACGAGCACUUCAUGGAGCUCUAUCGUUAUGAUCGAAAAACGACUUGAUAGUGCACCUCUUCCCGACUGUUACAUGUUGUGCUACUCAGAAAUAUCAAUAUGUAUCUCUGUUGACGACAACAACCACAAACGGCACUUCCUUGAUGACCUUCAGAGGAGCACAUAGUUAAAGUCGGUAGAAAGAGAUGCACUUCUUUGGACAGCUCGAAUGUAGACAGCAGGUCUUAAAUUUACCGCCCAACAGCGUGUCCGGUGGACCGCUACUCACUCCGCAGCAGCGCGGUGCUGGAGUCAUUCGAAUCGUACGGCCUCUGAAUCCGCAGGCACAAGGCAUACCUGCUAGCAUUGUCGGGGCCGCAACACCAGUAUUUGCAGGAGGAUCUCAGAUUAGUCGUGCACCAAGCAGGCCUACGUUGGGCGAGGGGAGCUUCGUAAAUUAUCGUCCGAUUCUUUCACCCUCACAGGCACGUCUGCCUGUCGGAAACCUGACGCGAGGGCAUGAAACUGAAGAUGACGUACAAGCAGACGAACCGGCGCCGCCUCCGUCCUCGCCCCGAAGAGCAGAAAGCAUCGUACGCGAAGAAGAAGAGAAGGGUCAGAUGCAACGAAGAUCCGCAGGGCUUCUCCGAGGUCUACCUUGUGACGAGGUCGAAGAGGCGCGUCGUAGCUUGGGCUUGGAGCCGUGUCCGCGAAAUAACGAACGCAGAACUACGAGAGCUUUGUCAGAUGGGAUCAGCGACGAAGAAGGCAGAGCCUCAUAUGGCAAUCAUGGUAUAAUUGCAGAUCAUCAUGACGAUGAGGACAAUCGUUUUCAAGAAUCGAGAGGGAACGCAGAGCACACAAUGAGUAGCUCCUCGUCAGAACAUAUGGCAAACGUCCCUGGGCCAUCUAGUACCCUGCUGGUGGAGCCAGCAAGCGGACGCACCGAGAGGGAGAGCAUAGAAGGAGAGGGGGAUCCACCAUCGCAGGAUGAGCAACAGCACGAACAGCGUCAUUCGACCGGGCCCACACUUUUCUCACCGGGGAGACCAGAGGUCGAGCUGAGCCGCAGCCAUAUUGUCUUAGAUCUGCGGCGCGAUUCUGCUAGGCAAGAGGAGGAGUCACCAUUACGAGUUACGGCUUCUGAGAUUCGCGACGAAUUGAUCGCAGCACUUCGAGCACCGCAAAGCUUUCUAGAAAAUGUUCCUCCUUCUAGUACUCCCCCGUCGUUACAUGCGUCGUUCAAUCCGAGCACACCACUCGACGUUGUAAGCCCAGAACAUGCAGGCAGUUGGAAUACUGUGGAGGCAGCGACGCCAUUGCGUCACCGUAACGAGUUGAGGCAGCUGUCUCCAAGUCGCAUCCCACAAAUUGCCGGAUCUGUCUUCCAACCAGGCGGGUCCGCGUCCCAGUUGGGCGGUUCAGCGUCUCAACUGGGUGGCUCAGCGUCUCGACUAGGUGGCUCAGCGACUCAAGUAGGCGCCUCCACGUCUCAACUACGUGAUUCCAGACGUCAGCUAGCAUCCGUAGCGGCCUCUGCGUGGAUGGCGCAGUCCCCGGCAUUUGUAGUGCCUCCUCCGAACGAAAGCAUAAGUGAUAUGGUGGGCCCGUCUACAAAUCCGAGUCGCGAAGUCACUUUGGAUGAUGCACUUGCCACUCCUCAACUUCAGGGUCAGGACGGACCUAGUCAGUUGCCGUCUAGCGGCACUAAUGCCUUGGGAUUACCAUUUCCUGGGCUUCCGAUUACUGGCGAGGUUGGCAGAGCGGCUCUUCGAAGUAGCUCAACGCCCCAAGAUGUACCACUGCCGUCGUGGGCAGACAUACAUGGUGAGGUUGCGACUUUGCGAAGAUGGCUUGCCACGUUUCAGGCAGAAAACGACCGCUCGCGAGAAGCAACAGAACGGUGGGACGCUCUGCUCCGGACGCGACGCGCCGCACUUCAGCAGCAGCGCGACGCGGAUGAACAAGCCAAUCAAGAUGGCGUGCCAACUGCCGUCCAGCAGCCCCGAAUCGGCGGGACGCCAGCUGUAGAGGCGAAUGCUGCAGCACCUUCAAGCCCGCGAGGGCGCAGAAGCGAAACCACCGCAGCAAACCGAGGACGCGACGACCACAGAGAGGACCCGAGUAGUCCUGAGCACACAAGAUUCCCCAACUUGCGGGAAGAGGACCAGCAGCGGCAUCACCGCGAAUCGGUGAUCUCUGCUGCGACAGUAGUCGAGCUUGUCCGAGACUUCAACAGUGGCAUGGACCGCAUUUAUCGCCUUCUUGGGCCGAUCCCUUUAUUUCCAAACCGAUUGCCGCCUCUGCGUAUUAUGGAAGUGCUCACAGCCGUUCGGUACUCCGCUGUAGGCUUUGACCGCGAUCGGGUGUUGUUAAGGUUGAAAACGGUUUUGGACCUGCUCGAGCAUGCACUGUGGACGACGACGUUGACGCGAGACAGUCGAAUAACAUUCCUCCGAGAAAUGGAGGGACAAGGCGAGCGACUGCGGCGCUUGUACCAAGCCAUUGAGGAUGCGCGAGAGCUUUCGCCAAUCACAGAGGUGGCGUCGAGCGCGAUAAGUACGACGCGAAACACGGAGAACGGCCUGAGCAGCAGCAUUACGUCCUUACUUGGAGGAGCCAACGCUGGAGGUCCGGGCUCCGGCUCUGGGAGAGUCCCGUCGACAGCCGUGGCGGCACCUACACGACCAGAGUUUCCGGCUCUACUGCACUCAUCGGCGCAGCAGCAAUCGCGGACAGGUGCGCCUCCGUCAGCCGCGGACACGUCUGCUGAUCCUCACGCGAGUCUAGCGUAUAUGGUCCGGAGGCGUGAACAUGAGAUACGCACUUCGGUCGGCAACGCAAACGCCACUUCGGACCGGUUUGGGGCCGUUCGGGGGACCGAGUCCACCGCACCGCUGCUCAGCAGCCGAGGCGAACUGCCUGCGCACGUCGAAGAGCGACCUGAUCAUCGUGCAAACCCUUUUUCCUUUCGCUCCCUUUUUCAAUCGGCCAUCGGGGAACCGUCGACGUGGACUCGCGUUAGGACGGAACAACUAGCUGACCGUCGCGCAGGAAACGCUUCUGGUGGUACGGUGCUGCGGCCUCCCUCACUGGCCGCGGCAGCGGCUGCGGUGGCCUUGGGCGGGGUGCCCAACGUAGGUAUGCCGAAUCGGUUCGCGGGUUCGGAGUCACUCUCGUUUAACAGCGCCACGGGCCAGCUGCAAGGUAGAGACUACAACGAAAUAGCCGCAUCGUUGGCGGCGCAGCGGGAAGCCGUCGCGAGACUUGUUGCGCGGAAUGAACGGCCUUUGGGGAGCACGAACCAGGAGGCGCCAAAUCCACUAGUACCUCCAGAGACAAUACCUUCUGGGAAUAUGAUUGCAGCAACGCUUGCCGGUGGAGCGCAAUACACAACGGGUAUAUCCGAGGAUGCUUUUGAUACAAUACUAAACGGUCUGCAGGGUGCACUACGUGGCAAUCAGGCUGCAGCUGGACCUCCUCAGCAAGGACCUGCGGAACAGAAUCAAGAACUUCACUUGUCUCGAGCGCAAAUGCAUUCGAUUCUACAGCGCCAUGGACGACGAUCGCGAGACGCGGAUGAGUCUGCACCCUCCCAGGGAAAUCAGCCAACGCGGUCACCACUCUCUGCGAGGCGUGCGCGUGCGUCUGCUACCUCAUCUGGUACCAGGUCUAGCGCACAACAACUAGCAGGCCAGUUUCCGGCUGCACAGUUCUAUCCCACAACAGGUGACGCUAUCGAUCGAGCUGGCCGCGGACGAAGGACAUCGCUUCUCGAACGAGCUCGCGUUGCCGCUGUUGGCGCAUUUGUCAUCCCAGCGAGAAACUGCUUCGCGGGUGUCGGCAAACUCCUGUCGGGAAGUCGCGGCAUUGCAGACAGCCUCAACUCAGCAUUGUCCGACGCCACAGGUAGGGGUGCGACAGCAGACACCACUGAGGACUUAGUUGACGACGUUCCGAGAGAUUUUCUUUGUCCAAUAACACUACAGCUGAUGGAGGAACCAGUUUGUGCAGGAAACGAGCGACAUUUACGGUAGGUUUGUAAUUUUUUUUGUCGCAGAGAGAUGAUUAGACAAAUUGGAGGUUAGGCAUAGUAGUUUGUUAGACAAAUAAACACAUUUACACCCCUUUGCCUUUCGCUGUGCGAUGUGGACUACCUUGACGGGUACCAGACCAUCCUAUCUUACAGUCUUCCAUCUAGUGGAUUUCUUGAAUUCGAGGGAUAGGAAUGCAUGUCAAUGUAAUCAACCACCAAGUAGGGAAAUUAGAGUCAUUUUGAAAAACUUUUUGUUUUUCUUCUAGCUCUAAAAAAUAGCUAUGAAUUGCCUGCACUUCGAGAGCAUCUGCGUGUGAAUGGCCGCUGUUCGUACCUAACACGUCGCGGAUUUCGGCUUAGGGGCAAACCGCCCAUUCCUGGGACUAACAGUUACGGAAAAGGUCUUAGUAAGUAAGCACAUCCCGAAGGGACUUCAACUUCCAGUCAAACGAUUACGAUCCGUCUCAGUACCUACCUACAGUAGAUUUCAAGGAAUUCGAAUUACGAAGAAAUUCUGGCAGACUGAUUCUUGGCCAUGCCAACUCUUCUAAAACAAUGAAGUCGUAUACGAUUCGCGAGUAUCCGAGUAUGCGACUGAAGUUGAGUGUCUGCGCUUUUGCCUGCCCCCCAGGAUCCUGGACUAUUUUCGUGACUCACGAUAUCUGGCUUCUAGACCCGAGGUGAUCCGUCCUAAUUUCGAGCUUCGCCGUCGAAUCCAAACCUGUAAGCGGCGAAACCCUAACCUUGGAGCGUGA
Molecule: messenger RNA, 4795 nt
Organism: Amoebophrya sp. A25
Lineage: Eukaryota; Dinophyceae; Syndiniales; Amoebophryaceae
Source: the annotation of a GenBank genome assembly